AUGAUAUAUAGCAUGGAUGCUGAGAAAUUUUUCACACCAUCAUUUCUCAGAGCAAUUAAAGAAAAUACCGAAGCAAGUUUUGGAAGCAUAAUGGCCGAACCAUCUAGAGGAAUUUAUACGUUUGAAAUGCUUCAACUACAGUUUUGUGAAUUGUUGGUAUCUGAGGUGGAGCAUUUUGAAAGAUGGGUCCACGAGAUCAAAUUCAGAAUCAUGCGACCUAAUACAAUGAAUCAAUUUGGUGCUGUUCUUUAUGAUUUUGGCAUGGAAACCAUGCUUGACAGAUUGAUGAAUGGUUUCAUAUCUCCUAUAUCUCGAGUUUUCUUCCCCGAACAUGGUGGAUCCUCUCUGGACUCUCAUCAUGGUUUUGUUGUCGAAUAUGGAAUCAACAGGGAUGUGGAUUUCUGCCUUCAUGUAGAUGACUCAGAAGUCUCCUUAAAUAUUUGCUUGGGAAAGCAAUUUUCUGGUGGGGAGCUGUUAUUCCGGGGUGUUCGAUGCGAUGAACAUAUAAAUUCAGAAACCCAACCAGAGGAGAUCUUUGGUUAUUUCCAUGUUCCUGGACGUGCAAUUCUUCAUAGCGGUUGUCACCGGCACGGUACUAACCCUGCAACAUCUAGGAAUCGGAUCAAUUUAAUAUGUGCAGAAUAUGAAAAUGAUAUAUUUUUGUUUUAUUUUUUAUCAAAGAUAUUGAUUUCAUUGAUAACCACUGAAUUGGACAGCAAUAGCAAUACAUAG
This is a messenger RNA of Abrus precatorius (Indian licorice), 732 nucleotides long. RefSeq lists its product as uncharacterized. Gene Ontology annotation, molecular function: iron ion binding; oxidoreductase activity, acting on paired donors, with incorporation or reduction of molecular oxygen; L-ascorbic acid binding. The transcript has 5 exons. The record is from RefSeq and is a predicted model, not a curated record. The coding region runs from base 1 to 732 and encodes 243 amino acids. Lineage: Eukaryota; Viridiplantae; Streptophyta; Magnoliopsida; Fabales; Fabaceae.